Molecule: messenger RNA, 1700 nt
Organism: Lacerta agilis (Sand lizard)
Lineage: Eukaryota; Metazoa; Chordata; Lepidosauria; Squamata; Lacertidae
Product: collagen alpha-1(V) chain-like
Exons: 21
Coding region: 1-1623 (540 amino acids)
Molecular function (GO): extracellular matrix structural constituent
Source: RefSeq, a predicted model, not a curated record
AUGGGAGGAAGGGAGAUCCGGGCAAGCCAGGGUGCAGCAGGCCCUGUGGGUACCAAGGGUGUUCAAGGUCUCCAGGGUUUUGAUGGCCAGGAAGGAUCGAAAGGGGAUAUAGGUGGGAAAGGAGAGCCUGGCCAAAAGGGCGAUUGUGGUCCCCCUGGUAAAACUGGAGCAGCAGGGCUAGUUGGUCUUGAUGGGCCCCCAGGCAAGAAAGGAGACCUGGGACAAGAAGGGACACCAGGCCAACAGGGGCCUCUAGGUCUACCAGGUCUGGCUGGUCAGAAAGGCCGUAAAGGAGAAAAGGGGCAGCGUGGAUAUGAUGGGCAUCCCGGGUUCCCUGGCAAUCCAGGCAGAAAGGGCAAACGUGGUAAAGCUGGGCCCAGACCUCCAAGAGGCUCCAAAGGCCCCAAGGGCUCUCAAGGUGAACAAGGUCUCCGUGGUCCCCGGGGACCCCAAGGCCCUUAUGGUGUUCCUGGGCUCAGGGGGGGCAAGGGAGUCAAGGGGCCCAAAGGAGAAAAAGGCAUCAAAGGCAUGAUGGGCUACCUUGGUCCCCCGGGGGAUAAUGGUUUUAAGGGUAAGCGAGGUCCCGUGGGCGUUCCUGGGAGGCCAGGACCAAAAGGGGAGCAGGGUGUUGUUGGCCCACACGGUACGUGGGGAUCUGCUGGACACCCUGGCAUUCCAGUAAGCUCCCCUCCUCCUUUUUCAAACUGCACAGCAAUAAAUUCGCUGGGCUUUGCUUCUUUGUUCCAGGGACUUAAUGGGACAAGGCACAUUUGGACAAAAGUCCUCAGUGCCACCACCUUCCAUGAUUUCACAGGCCUCAAAGGCUUGGAAGGUGACGCAGGGCCAAAAGGCCCACCAGGCCCACCUGGCAUGCCUGGCGUUCCCGGACCCCCUGGUGCUUCACUGAACAUCUCCAGGGAAGACCUGAAGCAUCUGAUUUAUUCAGCAAGCAAGUUGAACUACGACUAUGUGUGGAGCCUCAUGGACAGCUUGGGACGAGAACUGAAGAUCCUGGUAGAUCCUCCAAAUGGGACCAGAGACCACCCAGCUGCCACUUGCAAAGAGCUUCUGCUGGCACAACCCCACCUCCCAGAUGGGUAUUACUACAUAGACCCCAACCAAGGCAGCCCGCAAGACUCCCUGGUGGCAUUUUGCAACUUCACGGCUGGGGGAGAGACUUGUAUUUCUCCUGUGCAGAACCAAGUCCCUAUCAAAGCCUGGUUGAGGGCAUAUGCUUUGGAAGACACCUUCCAGUGGUUCAGUUCCCUGCCUGGUGGUUUCAUGCUGGAGUACCAGGAUACAACUACUGUCCAGCUCCGUUUCCUGAAGCUUCACAGCAGCCUGGCCACCCAGAAGGUGUCGUAUUCCUGCAGACCCCACCCAGAUGGGGGCAAGCUGCAGCUGGAAAAAGAAAUCAAGUUCCUUACCGACUCCCAAGAGCAGAGUUACAUGGCUGUCCUUGAAGGAUGCACACUGGACAAUGAAUCUUCUAUCAUUGACACCAUCUUCCAUUUCUCCACGGAGGACCUUACCCUUUUGCCUGUUCGUGACCUAGCUGUGUUUCACAAUGGGGACGUCUCUCAUCAGUUCGGGUUCACGGUUGGGCCUGUUUGCUUCAGCUAAGAUUGACUUUGAACAAACGAAUGCAUCUUUCCUCUUGUGGAAGUAAAACUUGUGGAAGAAAAGAGAGAGAAAUCUUG